Molecule: messenger RNA, 381 nt
Organism: Fusarium pseudograminearum CS3096
Lineage: Eukaryota; Fungi; Ascomycota; Sordariomycetes; Hypocreales; Nectriaceae
Exons: 4
Coding region: 1-381 (126 amino acids)
Source: RefSeq, a predicted model, not a curated record
AUGCCCGAAUUUCCAUCACUGGGCCACGAACUGACAGACUUACUUUUGCCCGCAAACAAACAGCCGCGCAGCAAGAGGCAAAGCAAUUAUCCUCUUGACCCGCACCAAUAUCCGAAACUCGAAACUGAUGAUAUGGACGUCAUUGGGGUUACAACAACCCUUGUUCAAGAAGAAAAUGCAUCCAAAAUCAAUUGUAUUUCCUCGGUUGUUGGAGGCUGGAACUAUGAGUCCGAGGAUGGAACAGCCCACCAAAUAUCACGAGAUUUGGGAUUCACGUCACGCGAGGUUAUUAGUUCGACCAACAACAGCCAUAAAAUUUCUGAUCGACUCUCCGAGGAUCGGCGAUAUGUCUUCUGGUGCAACUCUAGACUAAUGCCGUGA